AUGGAAGCUUUAACCCCCUGCUCUCAGUCCUUGGCACUAUCCAUCAGCCCCAGCCAUACCGCCCAAUGGAGGAAGCAAAUCUUCCGCCAGCUGUCGGAAAGGACCCACCGAGAAUUGGACAAUUUCAGACAUUACGAACAGGCGGUGGAACAAUCAGUCUGGGUCAAAACUGGAACUUUACAGUGGUGGAGAAGUUGGAAGCCUUACCGUUGGAUUGAUGUGCAGGUCGCUCUGGAACAAUUCACUGCGAACGACGGGACACGGGACAGCAUUCUCUUCAUCUACUACACGCACAACGAGGAAAAGAAGUACGUCCACAUGUUCCUCAAUGAAGUCACCAUCCUGGUUGAGAUUCUGAAUGAGGCCAAACAUUCCUUUGCUCUCUAUACGCCGGAGAGGACUAAGCAGCGGUGGCCCGUCCGUCUAGCUACGAGCACUGAGCAAGAAAUGCACGACUGGGUAUGUUUAGAGAGAUGUAGUUUAUCUCUGUGUGCCUGUUGAUAGCUAAUUCCAAAGCUUAAGUCACACUCUAGUAGGAUUGACCUACGGCCCCAAAACAGAAUGCAAAUUCUUCAUUUU
This is a messenger RNA of Thamnophis sirtalis, 579 nucleotides long. NCBI's taxonomy places the organism in Eukaryota, Metazoa, Chordata, Lepidosauria, Squamata, Natricidae. The record is from RefSeq and is a predicted model, not a curated record.